GAUCUCCGUCGCGUGUGAGGGCGCCCGUGCCUCAGCCGAUUGCAGUUGAUGCCGAGUUAUCUCGGUUGAGGUAUGUGCUAGCGACUGAUAGACGCGGACAAGACCGUUCGUUUUAUCGUGUUCUCGGUGCAGCUCACAUCGAGUUCUGCUGUUGAAGAUCAGAUCAAACACCUCGCACGAUGUCCUCCCGGUUCCACUUGCCAUGAAAUGCCAACAUAGCGGAGACUUAAUGGCGUGAUUAUAACUACCGCACCCACUGCCUGUUUGAAGCACAAACCUCCCCUCAAACAACAACCUAGAUCAACGACAUCUCACCAAGCAAUCACCAACAUGCCAGAGUCCAAAGUCAUUCCGGCCUCGGCCACGCCAGUAGCAAAGCCAACCGCUACUUUUACCGGCGAUGUCUACAUGGAACUCAUCAACCGCGACGAGAGCGCCGUCAUCGCCAACGUCACCUUUACCCCAUGCGCUCGGACGCACUGGCACACGCACGUUGGCGGGCAGAUGAUUAGAGUGCUGGCUGGCAGUGGUUGGGUCUGCGACAAGGGCGGCGAGGCUAAGCGAAUCAACGCUGGAGACACAGUUUGGGCUCCCCCGGGCACGACUCACUGGCACGGCGCCGACGAUGGAAGUAUUAUGACGCACUUUGUCGUCGGCAUUGGGGAAACGAAGUGGCAUGAAGCCGUCACGGAUGAGGAUUACAAGAAGCGAUCGGAGUAGGGUUGACAAGUGUGAGUUUUGAAAAGCUUGGUCUCGAGAGCUACUUAUCUCCGGAUUUUCUGACACCUGAAGAUGCAGGGCGAUGGUC
Messenger RNA from Colletotrichum godetiae, 808 nucleotides. Its product is annotated as cupin domain-containing protein. The record is from RefSeq and is a predicted model, not a curated record. The coding region runs from base 331 to 720 and encodes 129 amino acids. Lineage: Eukaryota; Fungi; Ascomycota; Sordariomycetes; Glomerellales; Glomerellaceae. The transcript has a single exon.